This is a messenger RNA of Fraxinus pennsylvanica, 828 nucleotides long. The record is from the annotation of a GenBank genome assembly. Lineage: Eukaryota; Viridiplantae; Streptophyta; Magnoliopsida; Lamiales; Oleaceae.
AUGACUGUUUUGCCUACUAGCGAUACAAUUCAUAUAAGGGAGGUCUGGAAUGACAAUCUGGAAUAUGAGUUUGCUUUGAUUCGCGAUAUCGUAGAUGGCUUCCCUUACAUUGCUAUGGACACUGAGUUUCCGGGUAUUGUUCUUCGUCCCUUGGGCAAUUUCAAGAGCUCGUCUGAGUAUCAUUUUCACACACUGAAGGCCAACGUGGAUCUUCUCAAGCUAAUUCAGUUAGGCCUCACUUUUUCUGAUGAGAAGGGAAACCUUCCCACGUGUGGAACUGGUAAAUACUGUAUUUGGCAAUUCAACUUUCGCGAGUUUGAUCGUGAUGAGGAUGUUUAUGCACAUGACUCUAUAGAGCUGUUAACUCAUAGUGGCAUUGAUUUCGAGAAAAAUAUUGAGCAGGGUAUUGAUGCUUAUCGCUUUAGCGAGCUUCUGAUGUCAUCGGGGAUAGUGUUGAAUGAUAAUGUGCAUUGGGUGACUUUUCAUAGUGCCUAUGAUUUUGGGUACUUGCUGAAGCUGUUGACUUGCCAGAGUCUACCAGAUACUCAGGCGGGAUACUUGGAUCUGAUCAAGAUGUACUUCCCAAUUGUCUAUGAUAUCAAGCAUCUGAUUCGGUUCUGCAACAGCCUUCACGGUGGACUGAACAACCUUGCAGAGCUUUUAGAAGUGGAGCGCGUUGGCAUUUGUCAUCAAGCUGGUUCUGAUAGUUUGCUUACUUCUUGUACAUUCAUCAAGUUGAAAGAGAAUUUCUUCAAUGGCUUGACUGAAAAAUAUGCUGGCGUGUUGUAUGGUCUUGAUGUUGAGAAUGGACAGUAUCUUGAAGUUUGA